Messenger RNA from Jatropha curcas, 4176 nucleotides. RefSeq lists its product as uncharacterized. Gene Ontology annotation, biological process: RNA processing; mitochondrion organization. Gene Ontology annotation, molecular function: mRNA binding; protein binding. The record is from RefSeq and is a predicted model, not a curated record. Gene Ontology annotation, cellular component: mitochondrion. NCBI's taxonomy places the organism in Eukaryota, Viridiplantae, Streptophyta, Magnoliopsida, Malpighiales, Euphorbiaceae.
ACGCGGUUGGAAUUUUAAGAAGGGAAAUACUAUUCUACAUCGAAACGACACCGUUGGCCAUCGUUUUCAAAUUCUCCAUCUCCCUGCAACUGGGACUUGGAGCUCACUACUCUAAACCCUAACAAAACCCCCAGAUGUCUAGAUUCCCUCAAUCAGAACAACAACUUCUACAAACCCUAACAAAAAUCUUAACUUCAGAUAAAUUCCCACUUCAAACACUCAAUCCCUACAUUUCCAAUUUCUCUUCAAACUCCAAUCUUCUUAUCUCCCUCCUUUCUUCCAAAUCCCUGUCUCAUCGACCUACUGCUCUCCUCUCCUUCUUCAAAUGGGCGCAGUCUCACCUACCUCCCUCUAUUUCUCACUCUCCUCUUCCUCUCCUUUCCCUUCUUUCUCCUCUCCUCUCCCAUCACAAAUUCUCCGAUGCCAAAUCCCUUCUCACCUCCUUCAUCGCCGCCGACAAGUCCAACAUUCUUCACCAGCACAUCCUCCACCCUCCGGCUGUGGUAGAGAAACGUCGCACCAUGAAAGCCCUCCUCGAUACCUCAAUUGGGGCCUAUGUUGCCUCUGGCAGACCCCACCAUGCUGCACAGAUUUUUAAUAAGAUGAAGAGGUUGCGUCUCACGCCUAACUUGCUCACUUGUAAUACUCUUCUUAAUGCAUUGGUUAGGCAUCCUUCUAAGCAUUCUGUUUAUUUGUCUAAAGCUAUUUUCAAUGAUGUAAUUAAGCUUGGUGUUAAGGUUAAUACCAACACUUUUAAUAUUCUUAUUUAUGGGUGUUGCAUGGAGAACAAGCUAGGGGAGGCAAUUGCUCUUGUAGGUAAAAUGGAGGAGUUUGGUUGUUUGCCUGAUAACGUUAGUUACAACACAAUUUUGGAUUUAUUGUGUAAGAAAGGGAAGUUGAAUGACGCUAGGGAUUUAUUGUUAGAUAUGAAAAAUAAGGGGUUGAGGCCAAAUAGGAAUACUUUUAAUAUUUUGGUUUGUGGUUUUAAUAUUUUGGUUUGUGGGUAUUGUAAAUUGGGAUGGUUGAAGGAAGCAGCUCAUGUCAUUGAAUUAAUGUCGCAGAAUAAUGUGUUGCCCGAUGUUUGGACUUAUAAUAUGUUGAUUGCUGGAUUAUGCAAAGAAGGUAGGAUUGAUGAGGCAUUUAGGUUAAGAGACGAGAUGGACAAUUUGAAGCUGUUGCCUGAUGUUGUUACUUACAACACACUGAUUAAUGGGUGCUUUGAGUGUGGUAGUAGUUCAAGGGCACUUGGGCUGAUUCAAGAGAUGGCGGAGAAGGGAGUGAAGCCAAAUUCAGUUACACACAACACACUGGUUAAGUGGUACGUAAAGGAUGGAAAGAUGGAUGAUGCUGCAAAAACCAUUAGGAAAUUGGGAGAAAGUGGUUUUUCACCUGAUAGUGUUACAUAUAAUACUUUGAUAAAUGGAUAUUGCAAAGCAGGGAAGUUGGGUGAAGCAUUUAGGAUCAUGGAUGAAAUGGGGAGGAAAGGUUUGAAGAUGGAUAGUGUGACUCUUAAUACCAUUCUUCAUACACUUUGUGGGGAAAAGAAACUUGAUGAAGCAUACGAGUUGCUUAAUAGUUCUACUAAGCGAGGCUAUUUUAUUGACGAGGUUAGCUAUGGCACUUUGAUCAUGGGAUAUUUUAAAGAGGAAAAUUCAGUUAAAGCUUUAAAGCUUUGGUGUGAGAUGAAGGAGAAAGAGAUCAUCCCAAGUAUUAUCACCUAUAACUCUAUGAUCAAAGGAUUAUGUCAAUCAGGACAAACUGAUCAAGCAAUAGAUAAGUUGAAUGAGCUUCUAGAAAGUGGCUUGGUCCCAGAUGGAACAACCUAUAAUACAAUUAUUCAUGGAUACUGUUAUGAAGGCAAAGUUGACAAAGCAUUUCAAUUUCACAAUAAAAUGGUUGAAAAUUCUUUUAAGCCGGAUGUGUUUACUUGUAACAUCCUUCUUCGCGGGCUAUGUCGAGAAGGUAUGCUUGAAAAGGCUCUUAAGCUUUUUAACACAUGGAUUUCAAAAGGGAAACAAAUUGAUGCAGUUACAUACAAUACAAUAAUAUCAAAUCUUUGCAAACAAGGCAGAUUUGAGGAGGCUUUUGAUCUUCUUGAAGAAAUGAAAGAAAAGAAGCUAGGGCCUGAUUGCUAUACUUAUAAUGCAAUUCUGGGUGCACUUGCUGAUGCAGGUAAGGUUAAGGAGGCUGAGGAAUUCAUGUCAAAAAUUGCAGAAAUGGGACAGUUGAAGGAUCAAGACUUACCUUUGGAUAAAGGGAAAAAUGUGAAUUGUGAGACUCCUCAAGGAUCUGAUCCAAAUUCAAUCGUUUUUUCACAACAGAUUAAUGACCUGUGCACUCAAGGGAAAUACAAGGAUGCAAUGCAAAUUUUUCAAGAAUCAUCACAGAAGGGCAUCACUUUAAAUAAAUCUGCCUACAUUAAUUUGAUGGAGGGACUUAUUAAAAGGAGAAAAAGCAUAUCAAAAGAUUCUUUGUUAUAAUGAGCUCCUUUUGGGUUUUUGACAGUUCUAGCUGGAAAAGGCACACUGUAUGUUUAACUUCAAUUUAUUAGCACCCAACAAGGAGUUGUGUGGCAAUUCUGCAUACACUACAGUUGGAAGGUAGAAGAUGACAAAAUAGUGGAAAGCUAAUCUAAUGCAUAAUGUAUUUAAGAAGCUGGAAGACAGGUAAACAAGGGGAAAAUGGUGGAAUUGUACUAAAAUGGUCCAAACUGGAUUCAUGUUUCCAAUGAGAGUGAAUAAUAUGCUUUAGCUUGAAGGUGUACUUAAUGUAAGAAAAAGGUCCUGCAAUGGCUUUAGAUUGUGGGAGCAGACAUAAGUUAUAUGUCCAUUUAAUAACCCUUUAGGAAGUUAAUAGGAUGUGGAUUUGAAGGCUACACUAAACUGGGUUGAAUUACUGGUUGGCUUCCUUUUUGGGGGGAUGGGUGGUUUAACUUGCAUUGAAUUUUUUAAGAAAAAAGAAAAAGUGGCCGAGCAGAGAAUAUUUGCAAUAUCUUUUUUUUUUUCCCCGGUUGUACUGAAAAAUGUAUCUUCGUAUAGAUGCCUAAGUAUGUCACUGCAAAUUCAUGGUCAUAAAGUUAUAUAAACCUGAAUUUACGGUGAAUCAUUCCAUGCUAUCCUCUCAGUAGCAUCACUGCCAAAACCAUCAUAGUCAUCUGUAUCUCAAGCAUCUUCAGUUCCAGCAUCUUCUAUCAUAUCACGAGCAAAAUCAUCACUGGUGAACUACAAGUUAUUUAUUCAGGGAAAGAAAAGCUACUGCUUUGUUCUCCAACCCCCUGUCCUGCCCAGCUGUAUAUGCGGUGUUGACACUACACCUUAUAAUAAUCUAGUUCUGGACUUACAGGCAGUGGGUGACUUUCAAAUCUGAUCUAAUUCUUUUCCCUUGCUUUGAUGCAUGAUCUUUGGAGAUGGAUUUGUCGCCCCAUAUAAAAUUGGGUCAUCUGGCAAGGUCACAAAUUAAUCCUCAUCUGAUACUGAUUUUAUUGAUCUUGUUUUGAUCUUAUCAAUUAUAUGGGAAUCUGAUUCUUUGAUCUUAUUUGCUGCUUUUAUUUUGAAAAGAAAUUCCAAAGAUAGUGAGCUCAACACUCCUGCACCCAACUGUUGAAUGUAACUUAUUCCUGCACCUAAUCGUACCAAAUGAUGGAUGCUUCAUUGUUUUGAAUUAAGAGGCCAAGUUAGGCUCGAUACAAGUAAGAAAUUAUUGAGUGCCUGGUUUUCUUAAGUAGUGACUAAACAGUGAUUGGCUAGCUGAGAAAGGGCAAGUUUUCAGAAAUUCAGUUUUCUUAUUAGUACUGGUGUUAUGAAGUUCCUUCACCUUAAACAGCCUGAAGAGUGGACUGUCUGGAAGAGAAGUUGAGAGCCAACUAAUGAUAGCUAAAGGAUGCUGCUGCAACCGUUUAAAGAGGUGAUAUAAUUCUGCCAAAUAACAUUGCCUAUGCAUAAAAGAUAAAAAAAAUCCACUUGAAUUUUAGGAUUCUUUCCCUUGUAUAUUGUUUUCUAUUUCAUCUUAGUUGAGAUUGAAGAUGUACAUAUAUAACUGAAAUGAAGUGCAUGUGUGUUGAACAUGUGAUUUCAUAAGUGACAGUGAAAUGUAGAAUCUCGCUCUCUCUCUCACUCACUCACUGUGAGCUUGAAUCAUCUUGAAUUUUUUGUUAUUAAAGAUGUAAAAUUGUUGUCA